AUGGCUUGCACGGAGGAGGAGGAUAGGACACAUAAGAAGGAGAGGUAUAAAGAAGAAAAACGGGCGACAAAGAAAGCAAUAGCGGAGUUGGAAAAAGCAAGAUCUAGGCAAAAGAAGGACUUAGGAACAGUGAAGUUCAUUAAGGAUGAAGGUAGACGAGUACUCUUUAGACAAGAGGAUAUCAAGAUGAGAUGGCAUCAAUAUUUUUCCCAACUACUCAGUGAGACUAGGCGUCUAAAGAAGGAAAUUCGACAAACCUCAGACUUCCAAAGAACACAAGAUCAUGGGUCGAUUAUAGAUAUUACCACGGCGGAAGUAGGAGAAGCUCUCAAAAAAUGGGAAGGAUCAAAGGCAGUUGGUCUUGAUAACAUUCCGUUUGAGGUGUGGAGGGGUUUAGGAGAGGAGGGAAUUCAUUAG
This is a messenger RNA of Amaranthus tricolor (Joseph's coat), 417 nucleotides long. RefSeq lists its product as uncharacterized. The transcript has 2 exons. Lineage: Eukaryota; Viridiplantae; Streptophyta; Magnoliopsida; Caryophyllales; Amaranthaceae. The record is from RefSeq and is a predicted model, not a curated record. The coding region runs from base 1 to 417 and encodes 138 amino acids.